Molecule: messenger RNA, 2816 nt
Organism: Trachymyrmex cornetzi
Lineage: Eukaryota; Metazoa; Arthropoda; Insecta; Hymenoptera; Formicidae
Product: forkhead box protein L2
Exons: 9
Coding region: 635-1969 (444 amino acids)
Biological process (GO): regulation of transcription by RNA polymerase II; anatomical structure morphogenesis; cell differentiation
Molecular function (GO): DNA-binding transcription factor activity, RNA polymerase II-specific; RNA polymerase II cis-regulatory region sequence-specific DNA binding
Source: RefSeq, a predicted model, not a curated record
AUCUCGCCUCUCGCCUCGGUUUCAUCUCGUCGUCCGCAUCCGUUUUUCGCGCCCGCGAAGACCGUUUUUCGCUCGCAUUGCGUUCCAGUUUCCGCGACGCGAAAUCGCAUUGUUUAAACUCGCGGUGAACGCGGUGAACGGAGUGACCCUCGACGAAAGACGAAGGAAGUUCGAUCCGGAGGAUCUACGUUUACGCCACAGGAUUUUCUCAAUCGUGUUUUCCGGUUCAAGAAAAUCUUUCGAAACCUUCGCGUUCGGUUAUCACGAAGCAUUUUUCUUGAAGAUGUAAAGUGCGAGAUCGCAAUACCAAUUUUGCGAUGCACUUUUCCACCACAUUAUAUCCAGGACAAUUUUAGCUUCCUUUAACGAUUGCGGUAUUAUAUAUGAAUUGUGUCGCCGAUGUGAAACGAGUGUUUUGCUUAUCACGAACGAUUCCGGGAGCAUGAAACGAUCGCAUGACUUCGAAGUGUCAGUGAAACAAGAGUCUGGACAUUAAAAUCUUGACGAACUCGGAGGCAUUGUUCUACCCUUAUCUGUCGAAGCCGUCGGCGGUGCAAUUGUGGAUAGCCCGACUGGUGAUUGGGUACAGCUGCAGCAGCAUCGGGUAAAUGCAGCGGCGACGGCCGACGCCUUUAUGAAUUACGUGGACAGGUCCAGGAUGGUUUCACACAUCAUCCCUGUUUCUGGGGAGCUGCAGCAGGGAAAUGGUAAUCUGGGCUCCGCAGGACUCAGUAGUAUGCAGGACUCUCCUCAUUCUCUGAAGAUCAAACAGGAGCCAUUUCAGCUGUCUCCGCCGUCACCCCUGCCGCCUCUUCAUCAAGUGAGCGGUUUCGUGUCCGACCUGCAGAGCGGAUGUAUCGGCGGCAGUGCGAAGGACCUCGACUCCUCGUCAAUUCCUAGUAGCUUGGGCCGAGGUUUAACGUCGCAUCAUGUCUCCUUGAGCCACCACCACCAUCACCAUCAUCAUCCCCAUCACAGUUUGCACAGCCCCAGCUCCGUGGUCCCCAUGCACACCACCACCACCACCGCUGGCUCGACGCACCAUCACCUGGAUGACAAGGGCUCGUCGCCCGUGGGCGCCCUUCAUAGUACGACCAAUAGCAAUCCCUCUACACCAUCCGCACCCUCCACGCCCACCGCAGCCACUACCGAUAAUACUGUGGCCAACGUCGCGACCGGCACGACCAACAGCACCAACGGUGGUUCCUCCGCUGCGAACAGCAAACCACCCUUCAGCUACGUUGCUCUGAUCGCCAUGGCGAUACAACACAGCGAGCACAAGAGAGCGACCCUCAGCGAAAUUUAUACGUAUAUCACCGCCAAGUUCCCGUACUUUGAGAAGAACAAGAAAGGAUGGCAGAAUUCGAUCAGGCAUAACUUGUCGUUGAAUGAAUGCUUUGUCAAGGUGCCCCGAGAAGGUGGCGGCGAGAGGAAGGGCAAUUUCUGGACGCUCGAUCCUCAGUACGAAGAUAUGUUCGAAAAUGGCAAUUACCGAAGACGAAGCGCAUGGGGUCUCCAACAGUCGCAACUCUCAUAUAGUCAUUGCCAAUCGCUGCAGCCGCAAUUGCAGCCGAUGCAGUCGAUGCAAAUUCCAACUAUGAACGGCUACAGCCAACUGGGUACCUCGUUAAGCAAUUACCUGGAUGUUCCAGGUGGAACGACCGGAUCGCCCGGUUCCAUGGGCGGCGGCUCUUUCGGUAGCAGUUUCGCCACGUGCGGCAGGAGGCACGAAUCCGCGAUGGCCACGGAUGCAAUGCCUGGAAGAUGCUAUUGGCCCGAGAUGGUAAACGUGAAAGAGGAGCCUGGGACCAACACCGUGUCGACCAGCGGCGUCGGCGUCGGCGUUGGCGUUGGCGGUGUCGGCGUCGGCGUCCCGUCCGGCAUGAUGGCCUCCGCGGCAUCGUCAGGCGUCUCAACGACGGGAUUUCCGCCGAUGGAGUUCCAGACGCGUUCCAAGUGCUUUAUGUGAACACGAGAGGAACCACCGUUAAACAGCAGCGCGUGUUACGUGACGAACCGACGUCGCGAGGAACGAGGGACGAUCCUACGUGAUCUAUCGCGCGGCGCAUUAGAUCGCAACGAGAUGGAUUCGCGAUUCGACGAACGGUGAGCGAUGCAUGAAACGAUGCCCUGAACAUAUCUCUCGAUGACGCGGUAAUGCGGAUUAUAUUUAACAAAUAUUAUCGAAUAAUAUCUGAUAAUCGUUUAGCGAUGUUAUUGGAUGGUCGUUCGCGAAUCUAACCGCGCGGGGAAAUACAACGUAAACGUUUGUGAAACUCGUGUAAUUGCUAUUGUUGUGUUAAUUCGAUGUUAAAGGUACGUACGUCGUGCGUCUUUACUGUGUAGGUGCGCUUGUUCACGUUCGUUAAAUACGUAAAGCGCCACGCAAUACGGAGACAAUCGCAUGUAUUAUGCGAGAUAUUACGACACGAUGCGAUACGGCGAUUCUUUAGCGAUUCCGGAAUCUUUUUCGCAGGAGUGAAGGCCGGGAUCGCGCCUGUUGUAGUCCUGAUCGGUCGAAGACCGCCGUGUUAGAUGAAAACAGGAACGAUCGCGAAGAACGAUCUCUCGAUUUUAUCCCCAUUUUAUCGACGAUAUAAAACGUUUGAAAAUACCUCUAUAUCUUCGCGCACAUCGUUUUCGACUGCUAGACAGUAUUUAAUAUCCUGGCGAGAGGAGCGAGAGGCGAAGAAAGUUUGUUCACAACGGGAAUGAGAUAUCGUUUUGAUUGCGAUAGAACAGAAAACGCGUUCGUUUGGAUCGACUGUAAUUAGUAUUCGCUCCGAAAUUUCCUCAUUCGUGAAUCCAAUAUACAC